GAGAAAGGGGGUCUAGACUUCAGGGGAAAAGGGUGUGUGAGCGGUAGGGUGGUCCGAAGCAUGACAUCAUUCUUCAUUUGAAUAAAUCAGAGUAGGCUCUCUGAUUGGGUGCGCCGGAGAGAAACCGAAGCUCCUUGGCUAUUCAUUCCUUUCAAUUUCACCCCCGCGCUUCGCCUUGGUAAAACCCUCCGUACCGCCCGUCCAUCCGUUCGGCCCAGGGAGUGUGCAUGGACUGCUAAAGCGUUGUCCUAUUCUUUGGUAGCGACGUGCACAUCACUCCUGUAAACGGCGGACCACAGAAGGGGUAUCUUGGCGGUUCAGCGUCGACGUUUAUGCUCAUACUACGAAGUAUUCGACAGGGUUGUUGAAUUUGUUCAAGCCCUGUUAAGGCUAUGUGUGGAUUCCAUCUCGGCUGCCAAGGAUAAAGACAACAUUUGGGCGUAGCUUGUCGAAAGGAAGAACUGCUCAGCUAGUUCGGCCAGAUCGUAGGUAGCUAGCUGCCCCAACUCGACUCUGCUGUGUUCCUCUCUGCACGGCGGACCGCACGAGUGUCUUCCUUUAUCUACUUCUUGCCGUUACCUCCAUAUCCCACCAUCCCGCGACGGGGCCGCUGUCCGGACCUUGAGACGUCAUGAAACCUGAUGGGGUUGUCACGGCGGCGGUGGAGCCGAUGGAACUGCUAGACUCGGACCCGGGCAUGGAGGCGGUGCCGCCCGCGGGCGGAGAGGGAGAGGGCGCGGACCACCACCACCACGAGGCCCCCGCUGGCCAGACGGAGACGCAGGGCGAGGGGCAGGGCGACGCACCCACAACGCUCACAGAGACCCCGGCCCCCGCCGCCAAGACCGACAAACCAGCCGAUCCCAAAGCCAAGACCACCAAGGGCUCCACGGCAACCGGGAAGCCCAAGACGGGACCCACGGGAGCCACCAAGACGGCCGCCUCUCGUCCCGGCACCGCGCAGAGCCGACUGCUCAACGGCACACAGAACAAACCUCAGACCAACGGCGUGACCAAGAAACCCGGCACGGGGCCUGCGGAUAAGAAAACACCAUCGACCACCGCCAGCACUGCCAAAAGGCCCACGGGCACCGCCGGGGCACCCAGCACGAGGCCGGCCACCAAGCCAGCUGAGAGGAAGACUACAGGGCCCACGCGGCCCGCCCUCAACGGAGCCAAGACAGGCACGGCCGCGCCACUCAAGAAGACCCCGUCAACCACGACCAGCAGUGAUGCCAAACCUAAACCAAAAACUACAGCGCCGGCCUCCAGGCCCACCUCCGCAGCUCCCAAGACCAGCACCGCUGCCGCCGCCACCAAAUCUGAUAGGCCGCCCGUCUCCAAGACAACAAGGCCUUCCACUGGUGCCCCCAGCUCCAGGCCCACCUCUGCUGCCCCCAGACCGGCCCCAGCCAAGACUGCAACACCGACCAAGCCAGCUACACCCAAGACUGCCUCCAGCGCAGCCAGCAAGCCGGCCACACCUAAAACAGGCUCCACGGCCCCCUCUGCUGGCCGCACUCCCACGCCGGCUUCAAAGACCACAACCCCUGCAAAGAAAGAUGUCAGCAAGCCAGCUACCCCAGCAGCCAAGAAACCGGCUGCCUCCCCCCUCACCCGGCCUUCCCCAGCCAAGACCACCAAGCCAGACACCCCCAAGUCUGCCCUCACGGCGAAACCAGACUCCACCAAGAAGCCCGCUGCCAGCGCUGCGAAAGCGGCGGACGCCAAGGCCAGCAAGCCCAAGACCCCCUCGAAAGACACCCCCUCCAAAACGCCUGGCACCAAGCCUGGAGCUACCAAGGCGACCAGUCCCAAAAAGGCAGUGGGCACCACCACACCGACGCCAGUCAAGCGUGGCCCCAAGCCAGCAGCGGCAGGUGCCAGCCUGCCAGAGCCCAGCAAGGAGGAGGAGAAGCAAGACCCCACUGCUGCCAUGGCCGCUGUGGGUGUCACUGCCGCGGCUGCAGCCAGCGCCACUGCUCUGGCCGGCUUCGUUGUCUCAGAACCUGCUCCCUCUGUGACGGUAUCAGAAGACCCUCUUGUCAAGGAGGAUUUGAUUCCUGCAGCCAUGCCGAUGGCCGUGGAAGAGCCUGAGGCUGACGUGCCCCAGGUGGCCGCGCAGUUAGACCUGGUCCACCUGGACGAUCAUGUGACCUCCACGUCACCCCUGGGCACCACCGUGAUGUCCCCACCCACUUCCCCAGUCGCUGCCCCGGCCAUGCCCAUGAGCUCUGCGCCGAUGUUUGGCAUGCAUGAUAAAGAGGAGGAACCCUGGGAACAUAUUGAGCCGCAGAACCUGGUUGAAGAGGAGAUGAAAGUUCAAGACGACUUCUUCGGAUCCUCCGCAGUGGCCGACACCAAAGCCGCCACCUUCGCAGCCGAACCCGACCUGCUCUCCACCACCACGCCUGCGGCAGGCCAGUUCUCCGGAGCCUCCCCCACCUCGCCCUUCCACGAGAGGGAGGAGGCCGUGGAGAAGGCCGAGCAGGAGAUCAACGAAGACGUGGACGAUGACGAGGAAGAGGAUCGCGAGAGCGUUGAGUUCUGCAAGCUGCCGGAGAAAGCCCCAGCUCAGCCCGCCGUGGGCAGCUUUAUGUCUGGAGCUUCUGACUUCGGCAUGUCUGGAGCUUCUGACUUCGGGAAGCAUGAAGCGUCUGACUUCAGGAUGUCUGGAGCUUCUGACUUCGGAAAGCAUGAAGCUUCUGACUUCGGCAUGUCUGGAGCUUCUGACUUCGGAAAGCAUGAAGCUUCUGACUUCGGCAUGUCUGGAGCUUCUGACUUUGGCAUGUCUGGAGCUUCUGACUUCGGCAUGUCUGGAGCUUCUGACUUCGGCAUGGCUGGAGGAAUGUCUGAUUUCGGCAGCUCUGGCUGGCAAGGACAAGGCUUUGAUGACAAGCAGCCAUCCAGCAUGGGCCAGGAGAUGGCCAGCGGAGGCAUGAUGGACGACUUUGGCAUGAAGGAAGAGAAGAAAGAGGAGCCGUUCAUGACCUCUCCCAACGUCAAGACCUUCUACCGCGACGAAGACGAGGGUGAUGAGGAAGAGGAGGAGGAGGAGAGAGAGAAGAUCGUAGACAUGGAUGUUGGUGCGGAACACGCUGAGAAGCAGCAGCACAAGUUCGGCAUGCAUGAAGACGAGGAAGAGGAUGAGGACGUGGAGAUGGUCAGCGAAGGCAUGAGCGGCAGGAACGUGGACAGCGAUGACUUCGCGGAGGACAACCUGAACCGUGCCACUGCUCCGCAACCCUCCGCCCCCGUCACCACCGCCUGGGGCCAGAGCCAGAGCAGCAACCCGUUCGGCGCCGACCCCUGGGCCCAGCCUCCAUCCUCCGACCACUUCAGAUCCAGCCCCUCGCCCGACGCCCUGGCCGCUCAACCCGAGACGCCCACCAAGUCCCCGGUUGCCGCUCAGCCGUGGCUGGACUUCAGCGCUCCGGCUCAGGCCGACGAGCCCACAUUGCGCUCUCCGGAGAAGCCCUCAGCCCCUGCCAUGCACGACGAGGAGGACGAGGAGGAGGAGGAGAUGGAGAUGGGCUCCAUGCCCGAGCUGUGUGGCCCCGUGUCCGCACCUCAGCCGCAUGCCGGCGCUGUGGGCAUGUCCCAGUCCAGCACCCUGAGCGGCGCCGCGCUGGCCGCCCACAGCAGCAGCGAGACCAGCACGCCCGACGAGCUGCGCGACUACGACAGCAGCUCGGGCGUGGAGUCGCGCUCCGACAAGCAGCAGACACCCGUGCCCGCCACUGGCUGCGCCCAACAGGGCGGCGACGUGGAGCAGGACCUGGGCAUCCACCUGGAGAAGGGAGACGGCGAGGAGGAGGAAGCCGAGACGCUGCCCGCCGAUGAGGUGCUGGGGGCCGGCCCGCCGACCGCCCCGGCCUCCGCCCCCUCCUCGGCCUCCACCUCCGGAGACGAGCACAGCGACACGGAGGGCGAGAUGCAGAUCAACGACCCCGACGCCCCGGCGGAAGACGUGUGCCGCAUGGCGGCGUUCGGAGACAGCCCGCCACCCCCCACGGCCCGCAACCUGCCCGCACUGACGGAGGACGAGGAGGCCGGCGAGAGCCACGGGGGAGACGAGGACGGAGGCACCCCGCAGUCCGCCAACUCGGUGGCCUCCUACGGCUUCGACUGCACCAACUCCAACUCCAACGCCCACUCCACGGCCGAGAGCUGCGGCAAGAGCCCCGGCAUCUUCUCGCUGGAGAACGAGGACCAGCUGACGGAGGAGGCCAAGGACCCCUCGCUCAUCAAGGAGCUCACCACCACCUCGUCGGCCAACGCCAACAUGGCCGCCGCCAUGGCGGAGGACCUGCUGGGAGGAGGAGGGGUCGGCCGCGUGGACCUGCUGCCCCAGGACGACCUGGAUCUGGACGAGCAUCAGCAGUACAUGCUCUGUGGCAAGAUGGGCGCCGAGCUGCUGCAGGAGGGCCACGACGCGCUGGAGGGCCACGACGCCCGGCGCCACGGCGACGGCUCCUCGCCACUGCCCGGCGAGGGCUCCGACGGCCAGCCGCCCUACUACUCCACCAUUUGCGAUAAGACUGAUAACUUUCUGGCAGGUAACGUAUAAGCAGCCCCUUCCUCACUCGGAAUGCACCUUUCUUCCCAACCCCUCAUGUUCCUCUCCUCUCGCCCCACCCGCCCCACCAACACCUCCUCCUUCCACCUUGUUUGUUUCUCAUGUUGGUGUAGAUCCCUUGGAAGGGGGAUGAUGGAAAAAUGAAAGAAAAAAUGGAGGGAAAAAAAGAUAAAGAAGGAGAGAGAAAGAACGACGGGGUGGAAAAAAAACUGUAGAUAACUCAGUGCUGCCUCCUUCUUUCAUACUACUAUUGUGGUCAUGGUUAUGCGUGUAUGGCUUAAAUGUCUGUAUGUACUAUAGCUCCUAUCAUUUUCUAUUAGAAUGUACUUUUUAAAAAGUUAACACUGCAUACCACCCUGAAUUUGCAUUGAUUGACUCUGAUUGUUGUCAACACACUUUUAAAGACAAAGAGGAAAAAAAAACACAACAACAAAUGGGACGGACUCUACCAACCAACCUUUGUAUUUAUCCUACUGUUUUUACCGAACAAAUGUUUUGUUUUUGUUUUUGUACCUAUUUUUAUUUUUUUGUUGUUGCAAAAUAUCCCGUCUUACCUUCCCUCUGUGCACAUGCCACGUGUCUUGCACUAUAGAUUGUAGCCUUACCCUCCCUCUCUUAAGUUAGCUCCUUUACCAAGCUCUAACUCAACUUAGCCGUGACUUACAGGUAGAUAUUUAACACUCAGCUUCUUUCCGUGACAGGUUUUUAAAUUGUUCUUAUCAUCAUUCUAGAGGGAGGUGUUGUGGAGUGUUUAGGAUGAAAUAAAUCCAUUUUGUUUUCUUAUCUUGGCCAUUAUACUACAGGAGUAAGUGCUUUGUGAAGGAUAGUUAUAAGGUGAUUACAAGGUGACGUUUCAUAUCACAUUUGUUUUAAGGUUAUUUGGUUCAGAGUGGCUUCUCUGUUUGUACCUCAGCUAAAUAGAAAAAAACAAAGAAAAAACAAACAAAAAAAAAUCCAAAUUUGAAUUUGUGGAUAUGUCUCCCCACCUCAUUUACAUAUUUAAAGAAAAAAAGAUUGAAAAAUUACUCCCAGCUCAAGAGAUGUCUCAGUGGUUUAAGAUAUCAGCAGGAGUAAUUGCAUUGCAUGUACGACUAACGAAAACAAAUUGUAAUUCCUUUGGUUCAAACCAAUGCGUUCAUCUAGGGGGAUGUUCAUUAUUAAAUUAAUGGUUCACACUAACAGAAGGGGUUUAAAAAAAUCAUUAAACAUCAUUGCAAGGCUCUAUGUUCCUGUUUCGUUUGUCCUUUUGUUUCCCUGCAUGCUUGAAGUGUAUGGAGUGUAUGUGUGUGUGUGUGUGUGUGAAGUUCUCUGCAAGGACAAUAAUCCUUGCAAUCAGUAAGUAAAUAUGUUUGCAAUUAAAGGAUAAUUCCAGCGAUUUCAACAUAAAGUUGUACUCCUCACACAUCCCUUGGCUUGUCAGACGUCAUUUUUAGCCCUUUUUGAGAUCCUGCCCAGCUAAUGGGGGAAUGGGUUUGUUUGCAUAUUUUUAAAACAUCUUAACACACUCUAAAUAUCAU
Engraulis encrasicolus (European anchovy) is the source of this 6096-nucleotide messenger RNA. RefSeq names its product proline rich 36b (gene prr36b). The record is from RefSeq and is a predicted model, not a curated record. NCBI's taxonomy places the organism in Eukaryota, Metazoa, Chordata, Actinopteri, Clupeiformes, Engraulidae. The coding region runs from base 632 to 4570 and encodes 1312 amino acids. The transcript has 5 exons.